AUUCACGCGUUAAAUAUCGAAACCCCCUAAAGCCCUAACGCCUAGUCGUUCGUCUCUUACUAAUCGCCGCCGCUAGCUCCUUCCUCCACCGGCCACCGUCUCCCUCCGCAGGUUGAGGUAAUCAUCGAAGAUGUACCUCCAGUUCUACAUCAAUGAGAACGGAGACAAGGUUUACACCACCAAGAAAGAGACUCCAGUGGGGUUGCCAACACAAUCUGCACAUCCAGCUCGUUUCUCUCCGGAUGACAAGUAUUCCAGGCAACGGGUGCUUCUGAAGAAGCGGUUUGGUCUACUUCCAACCCAACAGUCGCCCCUGAAGUACUAAACCAUUCCACGAUGAGCUGAGCUGGUGAACCAUAUCCAUCCAUUCGCUGUAAGAGAGACUCAUAAGAACAUUGUGGGCAUGGUGUUCUUCAUCUUCUUGAAGUACUUUUUGCCUGGCCAAGUAUUUGUAGAUUUAUGAUAUUUCUGUUCAUGUGUGUUCGUGUGCGUUCAGUUGGUUGCGUCAAGCAUUCGUUCUUCGAUUCUAAAGCGUGUUUGGAUGGGCCACCUUCUGAUUUUGCCCAAGUUUUGAAGAAAAUGGACUCAAAUCAAUUCAUUGUACCACUACCUUUUUGCUAUGUUGCUUUUCUUGCUAUUGGUCAAAAAGUUGGAAAAAUUAAAUCC
Messenger RNA from Zingiber officinale, 666 nucleotides. Its product is annotated as H/ACA ribonucleoprotein complex subunit 3-like protein. The transcript is spliced from 4 exons. Gene Ontology annotation, molecular function: box H/ACA snoRNA binding; telomerase RNA binding. NCBI's taxonomy places the organism in Eukaryota, Viridiplantae, Streptophyta, Magnoliopsida, Zingiberales, Zingiberaceae. The record is from RefSeq and is a predicted model, not a curated record. Gene Ontology annotation, cellular component: box H/ACA telomerase RNP complex; box H/ACA snoRNP complex. Bases 131 to 325 code for a protein of 64 amino acids. Gene Ontology annotation, biological process: positive regulation of telomerase RNA localization to Cajal body; snRNA pseudouridine synthesis; rRNA pseudouridine synthesis.